Molecule: messenger RNA, 950 nt
Organism: Salvia miltiorrhiza (redroot sage)
Lineage: Eukaryota; Viridiplantae; Streptophyta; Magnoliopsida; Lamiales; Lamiaceae
Product: 17.9 kDa class II heat shock protein-like
Exons: 1
Coding region: 1-873 (290 amino acids)
Biological process (GO): response to heat; response to salt stress; protein complex oligomerization
Source: RefSeq, a predicted model, not a curated record
AUGAUGAAGUCUAGAACUUGCCGGUGCUUUCCAGAGGCCUCUGUUUUCGUCCUCUUCUUUUUUUACCCCCUAACUUGCCGGUGCUUUCCAGAGGCCUCUGUUCAUGUUGGAAUGAUUCAGGUGGGUUUGAAACCUACUAAACUAGGUUCAAACACCUCUGCAAUAAUAUGUCUUCGCGACAAGAGAAUUCCAAAAUAUCUCGACUCUAUAUGUGGAAGGGUUGAAUCAAGUUUAUGCGAUGGUCCCAUUUAUUUCUCCUACUACCCUAACCACUGUGUUCAUCUGUCUGACUCGUGCAAAUCUUUCACCAUUGAUGUUAAAAUCAAAGGAUCUGAGGUGGGUAUAAGCGCAACGCUUAUGUAUAUGUUCCACUACAGAGUGGUGAAAAGGCCAUAUCUAAUGAAUUUUUAUCCCGUUGAUGAGAGGGGUCAAACCACUUUGCACCUUACUGAUAUUGCUCAAAGCAAUCGCGUGGUGUUGAAAACGAUAACUUGGGACCCAGCCAGAAAAGGCGAGGGAUCGACGGUUGAAGACGAGGAGGCGGGCGGCGCCGACGUGGACUGGAAGGAGACGGCGGAGGGGCAUGUGGUGAAGGUGGAUGUUCCCGGUUUCAAGAAAGAGGAAGUUAGGGUUGCGGUUGAAGAGGGUGGAAUUGUACAGAUCAGUGGAGAGAGAAGCAAUGAGGAGGAGGGUGACAAGUUGCACUGCAAGGAGAGGGGCAAGGGCAAGUUCCUCCGCCGCUUGAGGCUGCCGGAGAAUGCCAAUUUGGAAGGAUUGGAGGCGAGAUUGGAGAAUGGGUUGCUGACAGUAACUGUGCCUAAGAAGAAGAAGAAGAAGAAGCCGGAAGUGAAGAUCGUGGAUAUCUCCGGUUAAGCAAAUCACUGUCGGAGAAUCGCCUUUUUUUUAUUAUAAAUUAACGGUAUUAAAUAAAGAAAUUUAAAGAUCAUGCA